Strongylocentrotus purpuratus (purple sea urchin) is the source of this 2129-nucleotide messenger RNA. Its product is annotated as bromodomain-containing protein 7-like. The transcript is spliced from 6 exons. The record is from RefSeq and is a predicted model, not a curated record. Gene Ontology annotation, biological process: regulation of transcription by RNA polymerase II. Gene Ontology annotation, cellular component: nucleus. Bases 12 to 941 code for a protein of 309 amino acids. Lineage: Eukaryota; Metazoa; Echinodermata; Echinoidea; Camarodonta; Strongylocentrotidae.
UGAGCUAUCUGAUGUAUGGACCGUUCAGUUCCUUUGCUCCUGGCUAUGAUUCAACCUUUGCUAACCUGAGUAAAGAAGAAUCGGAUCUUAUCUACAGCACCUAUGGAGAUGAGGACGCAGUCAAAUAUGCAAAAAGUAUCCAGGAGUAUGUAAAGGAUAGCGGUGAUCAUGUGAACAAAAUGGUUGACAGUCUCCUAGACUCGCUUACCGAUGGAGAGCAUAGCAAGACAAAAGAACACAUCAAACAGAAUCAUGAAUUGAAAGACUUCCAAGCUGGGCUAGGAGAUGCAGGAAGCAAGACAACAGACAGUGCAGGAGGAAAAACUUCAAAUCAAGAUGACAAGAUUGACUUUGAAGGUCUUAAAUCUCUGGCUGAUGAAGGGAUUGACAUGUCAUUCCUGCCAGGUUUAGAGAAAGAGAUGGCCAUGAUGGACAAGAUACAGAGUGAGACAGAGAAAGAGGUUGAUCAGAAGCUUGGUAAGACUGCACAGCUCAUCAGGGAUCUAGAACGAAGUCAGAAUGAGCGUCUCAAUCGCAAACCUCCUCCUCAUCUUCAGUAUAUCCAAGGUCCAUCGGAUCAAGAGCAUGCCAUAGCUGAAAAACUUACUCAACAACUCAAGGAACUCACUGCCAAGACAUUACCAGGUCACCUGGUUCCUACUGAGUCUGUUCGUAAAGCUAUGGGUAUCACUAUGGAGCCACUGUUAGAUUCACCACCGCCCUCUAUAGCUACCUCACAGACUGCUCCCAGCGAAACUACAGAGGGCAGUGCAGGUCUACCUGACGACAAUGCCCUGCCGGAUGACAUCGCUAAGGAGCUUGAGGCGGAUGAUACCGGUACCACCGGGGAUGAGGAAGGAAAGGGAGAUGAUGACGAUGUUGAUGCUGAGGUUGGAGAUGAACUCUUGGAGCUGUUGCGGGACAAAGAUGAGGGAUCGUAGAAAACAAUACCUGACCUUUUCUUGAAGGCCCUAUUGCCACAUAGAUGACAUUCUUCUCUGUUUUUUUGUUUUGUUCUAUAUAUCUUGUUUUUUCAUGCCAACUUACAUGUAAAAGGCAAAUGCAAAAUGUGAUGUAGUCUUUUAUACAUAGCAUUCAUUCAUUUAUGUAAUACCUUAGUAACACCUAUGAGACUGACGCUAGUUAGACAGGCCGCAACAUACCAGCUUGAUUAAAGCACAGUAUUAAGUGAUCAUGCUUCUACGUCUCUGUGAGGCUCAAAGGCACUGUCAAGUGUGUGGGGUGACCUUGGACGGUGCGACAGUCUCACAGAGAUGCAGAAUCCUGAUGACUCAAUACUGUGCUUUACUCAAGCUGCUGCAUAUCCUGAGCUAACCAUGUUAUUACCUCAAAUGGCCAAGAUCUGGAAUCUGUCACUUUUGUAUAAGUUUGGAUUUAGGCUAGUGUAGUGGAGGUGUCCUGGUCUAGUGGAAACGUCACCUGACUGUGGAUCACAUGGUUCACAGGUCAAGUCCUGCCGUGGCACUUUUGCCUUUGACAAGACAUUAAUCUACAUUUACCACAAUCAGCUCAGGUUAGGUAAAUGGGUACCUGGUAGGAAUUCCUUGAAAUGCUAUAGUGCCGGGUUUGAUAAUUUGUUCCCAUUUUUCACGAAGUGACGGUAAUGAGGAAAAUCCGCACACAAAUCGUAUGCGAUUUUCAUUCACUACCGUCACUUCGUGAAAAUAGGGACGAAUUGUUGAGUGCCAGGAGUGUCAAAUCUGACAGACAUGAGCGCAAUACAAGAACCCACUGUUAUUAUUAUUGUUGUUAUUAUUAUUAAACCAUAAUUAAACAAUGUUUGCAUGCAACGAUCGAAGCCCAGAAGUCAGCCAUGUACAUAUCAAUGUCCUCAUUAACUCAUUGCCAUGCACUGGCAACUAAAUUUUGUGUAUUCUUUAUGUUUUAUUCAUCAUUUUUUUGUAUAAACAGCUUGCCUUACUGAUGACUUUGCUUGUCCAAACCUUAGAUUAUUGUUGAUAGUGUAGGCCUACAAUCAUUUAAUUAAAUUAUUGAGCAUGGUAUCCUGUGUGGAGGAUGUUUCCAACCAAGUGAUAUUUGGAUGAAAAUGCCAUGUUUUGUAAAUGUACCUGUAUUUAUGUAAUAAAAGCCAUUCCAUGUACAGAUAA